Monopterus albus (swamp eel) is the source of this 2495-nucleotide messenger RNA. Its product is annotated as coiled-coil domain-containing protein 60. NCBI's taxonomy places the organism in Eukaryota, Metazoa, Chordata, Actinopteri, Synbranchiformes, Synbranchidae. The record is from RefSeq and is a predicted model, not a curated record. Bases 156 to 2000 code for a protein of 614 amino acids. The transcript is spliced from 14 exons.
CCUUGUGGGCUGAGCUUUAUUUACCGUUGCCAUGGGAAAUGGAGGCCGCAGGAGUUUGGCGACUUUGUCAACAAGUGUUUACACUUUAACUUGUUGACGCCGUUUAUUCACUCGAGUGAAAUGUCAGCUGCUCCUGUGUAACUUACAAACCUGCCAUGUUUAAUCGAAAUACUGCGCUGCCUGUGCGUCCUUUGGGUAGGCCUUCUGUUAAACCUGUCUCGGUUUGUGCCCAGAAACUUUGUGCACGGAGCAUCGGAUGUCCGGACACCCGGGAGGAUCAUGACCGCCGAAAGCUGCACCUGGACCGGCAGACCGGCCCAGGAGCUCCCUGGAAGUCAGGUGCAGCUCUGCAGCGGCCCUCACACCCGGGGAAGGUGACUACAGAUGACUCACCAAAGACAGGGGACCGGUCUGUUUACAGCAAACCUCCAGAUUCCACAGGAAGAAGCAAGAGUUUGCCAGUUUGUCAUACCCAGGCUGGAAAAAGAGCAGAUAUUGUUUCCUUGAGGAAGCAUCUGGCCCAGGCCAGACGUUUGGCAUCAGCAAUUAAGCAAGGCCAGAGCUACUUCCACCUCCUGCAGAAAGAGGAGCAGGAGGAGAGGCAGCGGAGGAGAAGGGAGGAGCAGCUGAGAAUGGAGCCACAACCUCCAUUCUCCUCUGACUUGGACAGCUAUUCAGAAGGGUGGCUCGUGCCUGCAGGAAGUAGCUGGCCAGGUGGGAGCGAUGCAAGAUGCUGGAGGAAGAAGAGCCAGUCAGCUCGGCCUUUCACCCCUGUCCAUCACUCUCUGACCUCCCCUCUGCUGAGUGAAGCACCGAGGGAGGUCAUCUACCGCCAGCUCUGCUGUCUGAAUUGGUUGCUGGAGGCACUGACUCUGGAUCGGUCCGGCAGAGUCGGCCCCCUCACUGCCUGCUGGGAUCCCAAAGACCCUGGCCGAGGCAGGACCACAAUAAGGACACUGAAAAAAGAGAGGGCCAUUGAGAACAAAUGGGAGCAGUUUGUUUCGACCAAGCCUCAGAGAGCUCAUCCCAGGCGCCCUCCCAGCUCCUCUGCUGCCCUCCACACUUGGAGAAGAUCUUCUUUCAUGAGUGUGGCCUCCUUCUCAGGCCUCACCUCCACCACUGUGGGCAGCAGUCUGUCUUCUUUGGUCCCAGGCCUCGAGGAGGACAUGGCAGCGGUGGAGACUGACCAACGUCCAUCAGAAUGUCUUCGCACACUGGCAGAUGUCCAGCAGUGGAUCAAGAAAGAGCACCAAAGCUCUCAAACCAGCAGUGUCACAGACGGUUUGAAAGCACCUGAGUCCAGAGCUCAGCCUUUACCCCAGAGAACAGAGAACCAAACUGGCUCCAAAACUGCAGCAACAUCCCAACCUAAAAGCUGUCCUGCUGAGCCCCCCUCAACCAUCAGUCAUCUCAAUGACAGCAAGGUCUCCAUGCUGCAGGAGCUGAGGGCUGCCUUUGAGGAGAGGGCAGAGGAGGUGGCUGAGCGCUACAUCAGCGUCCUGGAGCUCAAGGCCAGGGAGUGGCUGAACAGCAGUCUCCAGAGAUAUCAAGCCUCUCGUCACAUGACCGGGUUCCUUCACCCUCCUGUGACCUGCAAGUCCCAGGAGGAAGAGGCUCCGAACAGCAGCAGUAAAAACAAGCACAAUAUGUGGCUGUCUACUCUGCUGAGCAGCCUGCCUGAGGAGGUGCGUAAGGAGCAAGCGGUGAGCCGGGUGCUAAAGAAGUUAAGUGGUUUUGCAGAGCAGCAGACGAUCAGGGUUCGACCUCAGCUCUUUCUGAAGGUGCUGGGGGGUCUGGAGGCAUGGGAGCUGUGUCUGCCUGAGCUGUGUGUGGCCAUCCAGGUUGUCAUAGAGCAUGUGGUCCAGAUGUCCAGGGAAGAAUACGAUGCCUGGCUGUUUUCCAGGGUCACUGUACCCCCACAGUACCACGGUGCCCCUCAUACACCAGGUGAACCACACUCAGGAAGACCUGUACAGAAGGCAGAAGGCAGUGACAAAUAGAUGACACACACAACCACAAAUGUUCUAAUCUAAAUGUGAGCUUGAGGUUGAAAUUACCUAAAAUAGCCUUAAAAGUAAUGGGGCAAAAAAUCCUGUUAUCAGGCUUUUCGGCUUAUUCACAUGAAUGGAAAAGUGGGAGAUUUUAGCACCACAGAGCCAACAGAAAAUAAAAUGUAGAUUAAAGAUUAAAUUAUUUUUACCCUAAGCAUGUAGAGGAAGAGGAUAAACACAGAGGGUGCUUCCCAUAAUCUUAAAAUGUCGCCUCCUUUCGUUCACUCACAUCUUAUCCUUGCGUCCUCCCACAUAAGAUGUGAGGGGAAAAAAUACAAGGAGAGAGAAAUGAAGCAACUGUGUUUGUAGAGGCAUGAGACGUCCUUUCGUCCAAUCUGUCAUCUGAAACAAUGUUAGCAUAUAUGUUUUAAAUAAAAUGGAAAUUAUGUAAAUAUCACGUCAAAGUAUUAUUUCUACCUGAUGCGCAGGGAUUUUUAACCUGAA